UUGAAAGAUAGAAUUAGUUAGGAACGGACCCCAUUGAAACUAGAUAUAAGGUAAGUGACUAGAUUGAAGGUUUGGCUAAAAAGUCUCCUUUUGCAUUGAUUUUUAUGAAUUUAAAGUAUGAAUUAAUUCAUAAUCUGGGUCUGGUGUUCCAAUAGUUUAGCCUCCGCCGGCUUGCAUUCCCCUUUUUCAAAUUCAAUUAAAUUCAAUUCAAACCCUAGUCCAGUUUAGCUCAGAUUCGCGGCAAUAUGAAUACGAAGUCAUGAUGAUCUUCAAAUUUUGCUAAUUAUCAGGUGCUUCCAUUAUUCUUGAAAUGUUCUACACGGAAUAUUGCUGUGGCUAUGACUUUAACACUUUAGUCCAGAUUCAGUAUCCCUCGAAAUGCAAUUAGUGUCAAAUGAUAGUCGUAGGGAUGAUAUUUUGGAAAGCGAGCCCAUCUUAGGUGGAUCUGAUACUUUGCAGAGACCUGAAGAAUCAUCAUCAUCAUGUGAAAUUACAGCCGUUGGAGAGGAUUGUGUUGUUAUUGAUGAUGAUGGUGAUGAAACUUGCCAUCUGGUGAAUGCAGAACAACCACUGUGCCGAAUAUGCCUUGAUACAGGAGGGCAGGACUUAAUUGCACCUUGCCACUGCAAAGGCACUCAGAAGUACGUCCAUAGAUCCUGUCUUGAUAAUUGGAGGUCAACUAAGGAGGGCUUUGCAUUUGCUCACUGUACAGAGUGCAGGGCAUUGUUCAUAUUACGAGCAAAUGUCCCACCUGAUCGCUGGUGGUUGAGAUUGAAAUUUCAGUUCCUAGUUGCCAGGGACCAUGCUUUCAUCUUUGUAAUUGUUCAGCUGAUAGUGGCAUUCUUAGGGGUGCUGGUCUACAAAUUCUAUGGUGAGGAACUAAGGGAAAUGUUUGGUUAUGACGAACAUCCAUAUGGGUUUUAUACCAUGGCUGCUUUAGCAAUUGUUUUGGUGGGUCUGCUCUAUGGUUUCUUCAUUGCUAUUAUAUGUGGACAGAGGAUCAAUGAACGGCAUUAUCAUGUUCUUGCAAAACAAGAACUAACAAAGGAAUAUGUUGUAGAAGACCGAGAAGAAAAUAAAAAUGUCCCUGAACUUGAUCCCAGUCAUGUGACAGAGCUACGAAUGUUGGGCCUCUAUUAAUUUGGAAGUCUGUAUAUUCCAUUCCUUUUGCUUUCCUGUUCUGCUGAUUUCGUUAUGGAUGUGGCCACCAUUGGAGCCAAAGAUUGGACUAUAUAUAAUUCUUUGCAUUAUCCGUUGGAGAAAAUUCACAGCAUUAUGAAACGUGGCUUGUCCUUUGAAUUCCUUUCCUACGGAUAUAUCAUCACAUUCACUGGCUUCAUUGAGAAAUGUUUAUUUGCCAGGUAUACCAGAAAAAUGAUUUUUUUUUUUUUUUGGGCCCUUGAAAAGUGAUGUAUUUGUAUUUUUAUCUCUUCACAUGGAAUACUAGACCAGAAAAUGUGUUGAUAUAGAACUGUCUAGUUUCUUCGUUGCACACUGGCUUUAAGGAUUUCUGGUCUUUGUUUCGUAUACAUUUAUUCCAUUCUAAAUGUGGUGUCCAGUCUCUGGUAAAU
This is a messenger RNA of Rubroshorea leprosula, 1571 nucleotides long. NCBI's taxonomy places the organism in Eukaryota, Viridiplantae, Streptophyta, Magnoliopsida, Malvales, Dipterocarpaceae. The record is from the annotation of a GenBank genome assembly.